Molecule: messenger RNA, 1356 nt
Organism: Apis dorsata (giant honeybee)
Lineage: Eukaryota; Metazoa; Arthropoda; Insecta; Hymenoptera; Apidae
Biological process (GO): regulation of DNA-templated transcription
Cellular component (GO): nucleus
Source: RefSeq, a predicted model, not a curated record
UUGCCCCAGAACUUGACCGUCAAGAAUUACAACGACAAUGACGCUUCCGACAGAAGAAGGAUGAUCCACUGCACCGAGAAUUCUCUCAGCCCGCCGUAUAUAUCACCGAGAACCUUGACCCCAACUUNGAUGUUAACCACCUGCCCCGAGGUCGUGGAGCCGAAUCUCACUUGCAACAAGGUGUACGACACCGUUCUACCCUGCCCGGCAGACAGACACGGGGAAUCUCGCAGCGCGUUCACCAAGGUGAACCUGACGAUCCAGAGGAACGGGUUCGCCGACGAUGGCCAGACCUCGCCGCGAUCCUCCAUAUCGCCGGACGAUCGUACCGGUUACCAAAGCAGCGUCAGCCCGCCGGGCGUACCGUUGACCUCGACCACCGGCUACAAGUACGCGCCAUUCCCCACGGCUAAAAUGCCGUAUCCUUUCCUGGUCGGUCCCGAGAACGGUCAACCAGGUCUGUUGGAGAACCUCAAGAUACCGCAGAUCGCGCAACCGCCCAAAGUACCGAGUCCAAAGAUACCGAGUUUCCGGCCUGAUCUUCCCCCGGUUUACCCGAACCUCCCCUACAAUCCGAUCUCCGUGUUCCCACCGAUGGCCGACGCGCUCGCCAGGCCGAGAUUUCUGGCGACGGCCGCGGGGGUGGCCGGCCUUCUACCCCCUUCGUUCGCCGCGUUGACCCUGCCCGCGCAAAACGUAUGCGCCAAGUGCAAUCUUUCGUUCCGGAUGACGUCCGACCUCGUGUACCACAUGAGGUCCCACCACAAGAAUGAGAACACCGGCGAAGCGGCAAGAAGGAGGAGGGAGGAGAAGCUCAGGUGUCCCGUGUGCGACGAGAGCUUCAGGGAGAGGCAUCACCUGACCAGGCACAUGACCGCCCACCAGGAUAAAGAGAGCGACGCGAUCGUUGACCAGGUCGAGGUAAAGAGGCGUGCCACCACCGUUCACACCAAGUGACGACGGAAAUCUUCGUCGAGCGAGGACGCGAUACUGGCCAGUGGUUAUUCGUUCGAGAAUUAGAUGAGUUUGGAUUGCAGGAAAUGGGAGAAAAAUUGGGAGUAAAGUUUGAAGAAGGAUAAUGGGAAAAGGAUAUAUUAUAAAUAAGGUUUGAUCGAUCUGUUUCCAUUUUAAUCUUGCCGUUCAUCUAUGAUCGAAGAUCGAAUGCUCUUCCAAUUUUUUAUCAUACAGUCUCUUGUCAUAUGUAGCUCGAUAAAGCAGGAUAACGAUACGAUAAUCUAUUCUUACCGUUUAGCUCGUUAACCACGAAUAUCCACGAGUAUUUUGCACUUGCCCCCUUUUUAAUCCGACUACUUAACGGGAUUAAUCGAUUACAUACAUUUUAAUAUACGUGUACGA